This is a messenger RNA of Castor canadensis (American beaver), 953 nucleotides long. NCBI's taxonomy places the organism in Eukaryota, Metazoa, Chordata, Mammalia, Rodentia, Castoridae. The record is from RefSeq and is a predicted model, not a curated record.
AUGCCUUCAGGCACAGCCUCUGUCGCUGUGGCAGGGAUCCUGGCUGCUCUGCGAAUCACCAAGAACAAGCUCUCCAAUCAUGUGUUUGUUUUCCUAGGCGCGGGCGAGGCAGGAAUGGGCAUCGCCAAACUCCUUGUCAUGGCGCUAGAGAAAGAAGGUUUAUCCAAGGCAGAGGCCACAAAAAAGAUCUGGAUGAUGGACAUCGAGGGGCUGAUUGUCAAGGGGAGGAGUGACCUGAACCAUGAGAAUGAGAUGUUUGCCAAAGACCAUCCUGAAAUGAAAUCUCUGCAGGAGGUAGUGAGGCUAGUGAAGCCCACAGCCCUUAUAGGUGUUGCUGCUGCCUCAGGAGCCUUCACGGAGCAGAUUCUGAGGGACAUGGCCUCCUUCAAUGAGCGCCCUAUCAUCUUUGCCCUGAGCAACCCCACCAGCAAGGCUGAAUGCACAGCUGAGAAGUGCUACCUACUCACUGAGGGCCGAGGGAUCUUUGCCAGUGGAAGUCCUUUCAAGAGUGUGACUCUGAAAGAUGGCAAGAAAUUCACUCCUGGGCAGGGAAACAAUGCCUAUGUGUUUCCCGGAGUGGCACUGGGAGUCAUUGCUGGAAGGAUCCGGCACAUCCCAGAAGAGAUCUUCCUCCUGACAGCAGAGCAAAUUGCCCAGGAGGUCUCUGAGCAUCAUCUUUCCCAGGGGAGACUGUACCCACCACUCAGCACCAUCCAAGAUGUGUCUCUAAGAAUUGCCAUCAAAAUCCUCGACUAUGGGUACAAACACAACCUGGCCUCCUUCUAUCCAGAGCCCACGGACAAGGAGGCUUUUGUAAGAUCCCUGAUCUACACUCCAGACUAUGAAGCCUUUACAGUGGACUGCUACAGUUGGCCUAAGGAGGCCAUGAAUUUUCAGACGAUCUGAUGUGGGGCUUAUAAUAUUCACAAUAUAAAUGGGCCCCAAAAUGGCCA